AUGAAGUGGCUACGUAUCGCAGCAAGGGCCCUAUCCAUCGUCGGGGCCGCCCUCGCCGUCGUCGGCUCCGCCGCCGCCACGCUCAUUGCGGUCGGCUUCACCAGCUCCGGCGUCGCCGCAGGCAGCCUCGCCGCCGGUGUCCAAUCCGCCGUCUACGGCGGCGCGACGUGCGGCGCGUUUUCGGUUCUGCAGGCCGCGGGCGCGACGAUGUGCGUCGCCGUGCCACAGGUCCUCCUCGCCGUCGCUGUCACGCUCCUCGUGGCUGCAGUCGUCUGCUGGGCGGUGUGGAGGUACAGGGAGCACGCGAAGCGUGCUCGGGAGGCUGCGGAGGGGAUCGCGGGCACCUGCGGAAAGGCAUACGACGUAUAA
Messenger RNA from Epithele typhae, 369 nucleotides. RefSeq lists its product as uncharacterized. Lineage: Eukaryota; Fungi; Basidiomycota; Agaricomycetes; Polyporales; Epitheliaceae. The transcript has 2 exons. The record is from RefSeq and is a predicted model, not a curated record. The coding region runs from base 1 to 369 and encodes 122 amino acids.